Anoplopoma fimbria (sablefish) is the source of this 1148-nucleotide messenger RNA. RefSeq names its product nudix (nucleoside diphosphate linked moiety X)-type motif 3b (gene nudt3b). Gene Ontology annotation, molecular function: endopolyphosphatase activity; bis(5'-adenosyl)-pentaphosphatase activity; bis(5'-adenosyl)-hexaphosphatase activity. Gene Ontology annotation, biological process: diadenosine hexaphosphate catabolic process; diadenosine pentaphosphate catabolic process; adenosine 5'-(hexahydrogen pentaphosphate) catabolic process. The transcript has 5 exons. Gene Ontology annotation, cellular component: cytoplasm; nucleus. The coding region runs from base 300 to 836 and encodes 178 amino acids. Lineage: Eukaryota; Metazoa; Chordata; Actinopteri; Perciformes; Anoplopomatidae. The record is from RefSeq and is a predicted model, not a curated record.
GUGCCUGCUCCAGUCAGAGCGUGCUGCUGCGCUCUCCGCUGUCGGAAUCCUCCAACGUAAUUUACGUAAGAUUCCUUACGCUCGCCGCGCUGUUAAAGCGUAACCUACGUCACUAGCGUAGCGGCUCCUUGUAAUGGCGACCGUGCCGUAGCCGUGCCCAGGUUUGUGAAAAUGAAGCGAAGAAGAAGUUAUUUCUUUUAAGUCAAAAAAAACGCCGAGAGGAGGACUUUACAAGCAAGAAAACUUUACUUUUGAACUUUUUUUCUUUUUUUUUUUUUUUUUUUUUUGCUGUGUGUAAAAUGAUGAAGCUCAAGUCGAACCAGACCCGGACGUACGACGGGGACGGCUACAAGAAGCGCGCCGCCUGCCUGUGCUUCAGGAGCGAGGCCGAGGAGCAGGUGCUGUUGGUGAGCAGUAGUCGACAUCCUGAUAAGUGGAUAGUUCCUGGAGGGGGAAUGGAGCCCGAGGAGGAGCCCAGUGUUGCCGCAGCUCGAGAAGUGUGCGAAGAGGCCGGUGUGAAGGGGACUUUAGGUCGCUUGGUUGGAGUUUUUGAGAACCAAGAGAGGAAACACAGAACCUACGUCUAUGUUCUUAUUGUAACAGAGUUGCUGGAGGACUGGGAGGACUCGGUCAACAUCGGGAGAAAAAGGGAAUGGUUUAAAAUAGACGAUGCCAUAAGAGUGUUGCAGUGUCACAAGCCUGUGCAGGCCACCUACUUCGAGGCUCUCCAGGAGAGUUGCCUGACCAGUAACGGAACCCCUUUGGUGACCACGAUAGGUGGGGACCUCUCCCCUACCUACAGCAUCAAUCAGAGCUCCGUCUCGGGUAUCAGAUAACUAAAACCAUAACUCUUGACACCUUCCGGGAGCUUUCGCCACCACUUGCGCUCUUACUUGUGUCAUUUUCUCUUCUCUUCUCUGCUCUUUGUUCUUUUUUCUCUUCUCUUCUGUCUCAAUAACAUGGUUUGCCUUGCCAACUCCUUUGUGCCAGAACUGUGGCACAGACUUGAUGACAAGUGUUGGGUGAAUAGUCUGAAACACUUUGUAAAUGUAAAUGUAAUUUUUGACCCCCAGUUUUUCUUUUUCUUUUUACUGACAACUGCAUGAGAUGUCCCCCAUCCCCUCCCUCCCUCCCUCCCCCUCAUUCUC